Molecule: messenger RNA, 1840 nt
Organism: Mycena citricolor
Lineage: Eukaryota; Fungi; Basidiomycota; Agaricomycetes; Agaricales; Mycenaceae
Source: the annotation of a GenBank genome assembly
CUACGACGCUUCGCCUACAGAGAGCACUGGCCCUAGCUCUCGUCAGGAGCUCUAAGAGCCGCACACAAUCUUAUGCCGCUCCCGAUGCGAAUGAUAAGAUAGACUCUUUGCUGUCAAUGGAAGAUGAUCCCUCGAAUGGUUCCAUCUCGCAGUGUCACCUCAAUCGUCUUUGCAUCUAGUACGACUUUCGGGGACGACUGGACGACUUUUCCAGAUCAACAGCCGAUCUGACCUCUUUGAGGGCUUCCGCGAGCUACCUUUCCACAUUAUUCCUGCGCUCAGGUUUGUGUAAGACUCGAAGAAGACACGGCAUUCAUCUCUGUCUCACGGUUUCUGGCUGUCCAAAUGCCUCAGAAUAACGCUAUUCACGACGCAUGGAGGAUGCAAUGUGCCAUGAUAAGCACGAUGGCGCGAGCGGCGAGAAACGAUAUAAAAGCUCGAGCGGAUGCAUUGGCUCACCAGAGAUCCACGCUCUGUCCCUCCAAUCCCUCGAGACUUGUCCAAGAUGAAGUUCGGUGCCCUCUUUGCGUUCACCCUCGCUGCGGUCGUCAUGGCCAACCCAGUCCCUCUGGUCGAGUCGGACAACAACUCGUGGAAGAUCGGUCGUGCGGCGCCGACCCUUGAGCUCGAAUCGGAGAACAAGAGCUGGCACAUCAACAAGGUUCAGGCUGUCGCCACUCCAGUUGCGCGCGCGCCGGAGCCGCUGAUCACCCCCAACGCUCUCGACGCCAAUAAUGAUCACUGGACGAUUGGAAAAGCCCGUGCUUUGCCCACUGAGGACCUCGAGUCGGACAACACCUCGUGGAAGAUCAACCGCGCAGCCCCGACCCUCGAACUCGAAUCGGAGAACAAGAGCUGGCACAUCAACAAGGUUCAGGCUGUCGCGACUCCAGUUGCGCGCGCGCCGGAGCCGUUGAUCACCGCCAACGAGCUCGACACCAACAAUGAUCACUGGACGAUCGGACAAGCUCGUGCUCUUCCCACUGAGGACCUCGAGUCGGACAACAAUUCGUGGAAGAUCAACCGCGCGGCGCCGACCCUCGAACUCGAAUCCGACAACUCCAGCUGGCAUAUCGGAAAGAACCGCGCUGUCGAGACCCCCGUUGCGCGUGCGCCGGAGCCGGCCAUCACUCCCAACGCUCUCGAUAGCAGCAACGAUCACUGGACGAUCGGGAAGGCCCGCGCAUUGCCCACGCAGCCGCUCGAGUCGACGAACGACAAGUGGGUGAUCGGCCGUGCGGAAGUUGAAUCGGAUAACACUUCGUGGAAGAUCAACCGUGCGGUAGCUACUCCCGUGGCGCGUGAGCCCCUUGUGGACUCGGACAACACCUCCUGGAAAAUCAACCGGGCCGCUCCCACGAUUGAGCUCGAAUCUGAUAACACCAGCUGGCACAUCGGAAAGAACCUCGCUGUCGAGACUCCCGUCGCGCGCGCCGAAGCCGGUCUGGACACCAACAACGACCAUUGGACGAUCGGCCAGAACCGCCGGGCCGUGCCGACCCAGGGCGUUGAGCCGAGCAACGACCACUGGACCAUUGGCCGCCGCGAGGAGGAGGCUCGCACGCUUGCUGUGUAGUCCAGGUGUAUUUGGAAUAAGCAAUGUUUGUACGCAUGAUCAUGAUCUCAAUAUAUUGUCCGGGCUUUGGCCUCGGUGAUUGCUUUCCUGGGUCUGUUGCGCGGUGAGUCGGGCAGGCAUAGCACACAUUUGGAUAGAGAGUCGAAAGAUGGGUUUGAACCACGAAGUCCGCUGCGUCGAGCGGUGCGCCGCGGUCGGGUGCGGUCAUCUUGAGGGGCGAGAACCGCGCGGGCGCCAGGUCGGGUGAGCCAUUGACAUCGGCGG